Messenger RNA from Esox lucius (northern pike), 1423 nucleotides. RefSeq names its product small nuclear ribonucleoprotein 40 (U5) (gene snrnp40). Bases 134 to 1180 code for a protein of 348 amino acids. The transcript has 10 exons. Gene Ontology annotation, molecular function: RNA binding; protein binding. The record is from RefSeq and is a predicted model, not a curated record. Gene Ontology annotation, cellular component: catalytic step 2 spliceosome. NCBI's taxonomy places the organism in Eukaryota, Metazoa, Chordata, Actinopteri, Esociformes, Esocidae.
AAUAGCUUUGUAAUCCGGAAGUACUAUAGGCUGCUUGUCUCAUAGGACUUGUGUUGAAAGCGGUUUAUUAAGAGGAAUUCAUUCAUUUAGGUCGAUUUAUUCUACUAAAUCUUUUUUGUUUUAAUAUUUAGCUAUGAUUGAGCCAAAGAAGAGACCAGGAGACAUGGCUGUGGUUCCCGCCGGUGGAGUCAAGAGGCCGAGGAAUGAGUUGAUCGCGGCGGCACAAUCUCAACAACUCGUGGCAAUGGGCCCUCCCCGCAGCUCUAGCCUGCAGGCUCCCAUCAUGUUGAUGUGUGGCCAUGAGGGAGAGGUCUAUUGCUGCAAGUUCCACCCCAACGGGGCCACACUGGCCUCCUCUGGCUACGACAGGCUCAUCCUGAUGUGGAAUGUGUAUGGAGACUGUGAUAACUACGCCACCCUGAAGGGACACAGUGGAGCUGUGAUGGAGCUGCACUACAACACAGAUGGCAGCAUGCUGUUCAGUGCGAGCACGGAUAAGACGGUGGGCGUGUGGGACAGUGAGACGGGUGAGAGGAUCAAACGUCUGAAAGGCCACACCUCCUUUGUGAACUCCUGCUACCCCGCCCGCCGCGGGCCUCAACUCGUUUGCACUGGCAGUGACGACGGGACGGUCAAGCUAUGGGACAUCCGUAAGAAGGGGGCGGUCCAUACCUUCCAGAAUACCUACCAGGUCUUGGCCGUCACCUUCAACGAUACCAGCGACCAGAUCCUGUCCGGUGGCAUUGACAAUGACAUCAAGGUGUGGGACCUGCGACAGAACAAGCUGAUCUACAGUAUGCAUGGACAUGGGGAUUCACUGACUGGACUCAGCUUGAGCUCAGAGGGAUCCUAUCUGCUGUCUAACUCCAUGGACAACACUGUGCGCAUUUGGGACGUCCGUCCCUUCGCUCCCAAGGAGAGGUGUGUGAAGAUAUUCCAGGGGAAUGUCCAUAACUUUGAGAAGAAUCUUUUGAGGUGUUCCUGGUCUGCUGACGGAAGUAAGAUUGCUGCAGGCUCAGCCGACAGGUUUGUCUAUGUGUGGGACACCACCUCUCGUAGGAUCCUGUACAAGCUACCAGGCCAUGCUGGGUCUGUGAAUGAGGUUGUCUUCCAUCCUGAGGAGCCUGUUGUGCUCUCUGGUGCCAGUGACAAAAGGCUCUACAUGGGAGAGAUUCAGUAGGGGGUGUGUGUGGGUGGGUGUGUGUGGGUGUGAAUGUAUGUUUGUGUGUGUGUGUAGGUAUGGGUGUGUUCUGCUGUAGAGCAUUGUUUGUUUGGUUGCAGUUCUCUUGUGUGAAUCUGUACUUUUAUAUGCUUCUGUGUAUUAAGUAACAACCUCAGAGACUGUUUGAGUUUAUAAUGUCCAGUCCACAAUAAUGUAACACCUGUAUUUUUUAUUUCUCUUAAUAAACUAUCUGGAAAAAUA